Molecule: messenger RNA, 728 nt
Organism: Amphibalanus amphitrite
Lineage: Eukaryota; Metazoa; Arthropoda; Thecostraca; Balanomorpha; Balanidae
Product: cuticle protein AM1274-like
Exons: 3
Coding region: 133-606 (157 amino acids)
Cellular component (GO): chitin-based extracellular matrix
Molecular function (GO): structural constituent of chitin-based larval cuticle
Source: RefSeq, a predicted model, not a curated record
GGCUGGCACAAUGUCGCGGACCGGAGCUGACCAUGAGGGUGUGGUCAGUCGGUCAGCGGGCAGGCACUCCUAUAUAACGGCGGCCACCACCGCUAGCGGCACCAGUUCAACACACAACCAGUUCGCAGCAACAUGAAGGCCUUCAUCAUUGCCGCUCUGGCGCUGGUGGCCGCCGCCGACCGGCCGGCGUACCCGACCCCGGCCUACGGCCCCCGGCCCGCCUACCCGGCCCCGGCUCACGGCAGCUACAAGCCCAUCGCCAUCCUCGAGGAGGAGAGCGUCCACCCCGGAGAUGGCACCUACAACUUCCACUUCAGCACCGAGAACGGCAUCUACAGGUCUGAGAACGGCGUGCCUCUGCCCGGCUACGGCAAGAACGCCUACGGACAGCCCGAGGGCAGUUACCGCCAGGAGGGCUCCUGGAGCUACACCGACGGAUACGGAAACCCCGUCAAGGUGACAUUUGUCGCCGACGACAACGGCUACCAGCCGUCCAGCGACAUCCUGCCCACCCCGGUGCCCACCGAGUACCCGACCCCCGAGGUGGACACCGCCUACGUCGAGCCUGCCUACGGCAAGCCCGCCUACCAGCCCGCCUACAACUAAGGUCACCCAUGGAGUACAAUAGUAGUGAUUCAUUUAUUGUAUUUAUUUGAUGUUUGUGUGUAAUUUAUGCAUUCAUCAUUGUCCACGUCAUGAACAAAAUAAACGUUUCAAUGAUUGUAUUA